AUGGUUGUCGAAUCAGACGAUUCUGGUUUUCGCCAACUGGAAUACUUCUCUUUAGUUUCAAAAGUAUGCACAGAAUUAACAAAUCACUUGGGUUUAGAUGAUAAAGUCCUGGCUGAAUUUGUUAUUCAUUUGGCUAAGAAAAAUCCAACGUUUGAAAAAUUCAAAAGUGCUUUGGAAAGGAAAGGCGCAGAGUUUACAGACCCAUUAAUAGCCAGUAUUUUACGUCUAGUUGAGAAAAUGCUCCCCAAGAAGGAAAAAGUUAUUAAAAAGAAGACACUAACAUCUUCAUCCAACAAGAAAGAUUCAGAGGUAGAUGUUGUCAAAAACAAACUAGAAUUAAGAAAGCGACUUUUACCUGCGUUGUGUAUGCCAAAUAAAGAUCCAAACGAUGAGCGAUUAAAUUUAGAAUCUGAAAAUGUAGAACCAUGCGGUGAUAAUGGUAAAAAGGACGGGAUUCGUAACAAAUUCGUUCAUCCUGAUGAACUGGAAGAGGAAUCCCAUAAUAAUAAUGACAUCAAUGAUAAAAAUAAUUGUGUAGAUGAUGUUGAAGCUUUGGCUAUGAUUAAAGACUUAGAAUUAUUGUUAUCCGGUGCUAAAGAAGCAUCCUUAUCCAAGUCAAAGCCAUGUGACGAAAAGAAAAGUGAAGAUAGACGUGCUCGUCGUUCACAUUCUAAAUCUCCUCAUCGUUCACGACAUUCAAACAGAAGAGCUCACCAAAGAAAUCCUGAUGCAUCUAGUGAUUAUCGUGGUCAUCGUAAAAAGUCCAGAUCACCUCAUGGAAAAGAAUCCAGAUCCCCAUCGCCCCACUCCUCCAGACAUCGAUCUAAGGAUUGUUCUCCAGCUAGCAAAUCGUCUUAUCAUAGAGACCGAUCACGAACUGAUCGUACUUCACCUAAAAGGUAUUCCCGUGGUUCAAAUAGUCCAAAUUAUGAAAAUAAACGACUCAAAGAUCUUCCUUCAGAACCUGUUGUGGGCGAUAUCUAUCGUGGUAGAGUUACAAAUGUGCUAGCAUUCGGAGCUGUUGUUCAGUUAGAUGGACUUCGUAGGAGAUGGGAAGGUCUGGUGCAUAUUUCUCAGCUACGUCAAGAAGGCCGUGUAGCUAGUGUUGGCGAUGUUGUUAGUCGUAAUCAAAAGGUCUGGGUAAAAGUUAUCUCGUUCACUGGUACUCGAACUGGUCUUAGUAUGCGUGAGGUGGACCAAGAGACUGGCACCGAUUUGAAUCCUUCACGCUUACCUGAGAAGAAGUUCAAUAAUUCUAGUGAAUUGUUAGAUAAAGAUAAAAUACGUCUCGUAGAUGAAGAGGAUAUCGAUGGUGUUCGGAAUCCUGAUCGUCCUGCAGCUAACUCUGGACCAGGAUUUUUCGGUAGACGUAAAGAAAUGGGAUUUGAGGAAGACAUUGAAUCUGGUCCAAAACGGAAGGUUCAACGAAUCAGUAGUCCGGAACGCUGGGAAUUAAAACAAAUGAUGUCAGCUGGUGUGAUUGAAAAGACAGAAUUACCUGAUUUCGAUGAAGAGACUGGACUUUUACCACGCGAAGAUGAAGAAUCUGACGAAGAUAUUGAAAUUGAACUUGUUGAAGAUGAACCACCAUUUCUUAAGGGUCAUGGUCGACAUGCAAUGGAUUUGUCUCCAGUUAGAAUAGUCAAGAAUCCAGACGGAUCAUUACAACAAGCUGCUAUGAUGAGACAGGCUCUACAAAAAGAAAGACGUGAAAUGAAACAACAAGAAAGGCAAAACCAAGUAACAGCUGAACGGGAGACUGCUCCUGAACGAAUGGGUAAAGAUUGGCAUGAUCCAAUGGGGUUUACAUUGGACAAUGAACCACAGUUUUCAGGUUCACGUUCGGCUGACCAGUUUAAAGAUGUACCGGAAUGGAAACGUGCUGUUCAAGGGGGUACAAGAACUGGAGCUGUUGGUAAAAAGAUAGUACGCUCUAUUCUUGAACAGCGUCAAGCUUUACCCAUAUUUAGACUAAAAGAUGAAUUAAUGAAGGCAGUGAAUGAUAAUAAAGUAUUGAUUGUUAUUGGAGAAACUGGUAGUGGGAAGACUACACAAAUAACACAAUAUUUAGCUGAAGCAGGUUAUGUUAACACUGGCCGCAUUGGAUGCACUCAACCACGUCGAGUUGCAGCUAUGUCUGUAGCUAAACGAGUAUCUGAAGAAUUUGGUUGUCGUCUAGGGCAAGAAGUUGGUUAUACAAUACGUUUUGAAGAUUGUACUGCACCAGAGACAAAAAUCAAAUACAUGACAGAUGGUAUGCUAUUACGUGAAUGCCUUAUUGAUCCGGACUUACGCCAAUAUUCAGUAAUUAUGUUGGAUGAAGCACAUGAAAGAACAAUACAUACAGAUGUAUUAUUUGGUUUAUUGAAAAAGGCUAUUCAAAAACGAGAUGAUAUGAAGUUGAUUGUCACUUCAGCUACUCUUGAUUCAGUCAAAUUUUCUCAGUACUUUUUUGAAGCUCCUAUAUUUACUAUACCUGGUCGUACAUAUCCUGUUGAAAUAUUGUAUAGUUUAGAGCCGGAAAAUGAUUAUCUAGACGCUGCACUCAAUACAGUUAUGCAAAUUCAUUUAACUGAACCUCCAGGAGAUAUUUUAGUAUUUUUAACUGGUCAAGAAGAAAUCGACUCUGGUUGUGAACUUCUUUAUGAACGUAUGAAAGCUUUAGGUUCUGAAGUACCUGAAUUAAUCAUUUUACCAGUUUAUGCCGCUUUACCAUCUGAAAUGCAAUCGAGAAUUUUUGAUCCUGCACCUCCAGGCUCUCGUAAAGUAGUGAUUGCUACAAAUAUUGCUGAAACAUCUCUAACAAUUGAUGGAAUUUAUUAUGUUAUUGAUCCAGGUUUUGUAAAACAAAAAGUGUACAGUAGUAAAUCCGGUAUGGAUCAACUUAUUGUCACACCAAUUUCACAGGCUCAAGCUAAACAACGUGCUGGACGUGCAGGUCGUACAGGUCCUGGAAAAUGUUAUCGUUUGUAUACUGAAAGAGCCUACAGAGAUGAAAUGUUAGCGACUAAUGUACCAGAGAUUCAAAGAACAAAUCUAGCAAGUACAGUUUUACAGUUGAAAGCCAUGGGUAUAAAUGAUUUAUUGUCAUUUGACUUUAUGGAUCCUCCCCCAUUACAGACACUUGUCGCUGCUAUGGAAACUUUACAUGGUUUAUCUGCUCUGGAUGAUGAAGGAUUGUUGACACGUCUUGGAAGAAGGAUGGCUGAAUUCCCUCUUGAACCAAUGCUUUCUAAAAUGUUAAUUAUGUCAGUGCAUUUACAAUGUUCUGAAGAAGUAUUAACUGUCGUUUCAAUGCUAUCUGUUCAAAAUGUUUUCUAUCGUCCUAAGGAGAAAACUGAAUUGGCUGAUCAACGUAAAGCGAAGUUUCAUCAACCUGAAGGUGAUCAUCUUACUCUAUUGGCUGUAUACAAUGCAUGGAAGAAUAAUAAAUUCUCUGCUCCAUGGUGUUAUGAUAAUUUUCUACAAGCAAGAACAUUAAAACGUGCUCAAGAUGUACGUAAACAAUUGCUUGGUAUUAUGGACAGACAUAAACUUGAUGUAGUUUCAUGCGGUAAAAAGACUGCAUUAGCACAGAAAGCAAUUUUGUCUGGAUUCUUUCGUAAUGCUGCAAAGAAAGAUCCACAAGAAGGUUAUCGUACUCUGGUUGACCAACAAGUUGUUUAUAUUCAUCCAUCAUCUGCAUUAUUUAAUAGACAACCAGAUUGGGUUGUCUAUCAUGAAUUAGUUAUGACUACUAAAGAAUAUAUGCGUGAAGUGACCACAAUUGAUCCAAGAUGGUUAGUAGAAUUUGCACCGAAUUUCUUUAAAUUUGGCGAUCCAACUAAAUUAUCACGUACUAAAAAAUCAAUGAGAAUUGAACCAUUAUUUAGUAAAUUUGAAGAAAAAGAUUCAUGGCGUAUUUCACGUGUUCCAAGGAAAUUUCAUGUUAAAGUUACAUUUUAA
Molecule: messenger RNA, 3945 nt
Organism: Schistosoma rodhaini
Lineage: Eukaryota; Metazoa; Platyhelminthes; Trematoda; Strigeidida; Schistosomatidae
Source: the annotation of a GenBank genome assembly